Homo sapiens (human) is the source of this 2792-nucleotide messenger RNA. It is a transcript of the gene OR2L3, whose product is annotated as olfactory receptor family 2 subfamily L member 3. The record is from RefSeq and is marked validated. Gene Ontology annotation, molecular function: G protein-coupled receptor activity; olfactory receptor activity. Gene Ontology annotation, cellular component: membrane; plasma membrane. The transcript has 2 exons. Lineage: Eukaryota; Metazoa; Chordata; Mammalia; Primates; Hominidae. The coding region runs from base 67 to 1005 and encodes 312 amino acids. Gene Ontology annotation, biological process: G protein-coupled receptor signaling pathway.
GCUAAGCAAAGGCAGUGAGUGUUUGGAAAUGAGGAAAUAAUAAAGGAAAGAGCACACGAAUGCCCCAUGGAAAAUUACAAUCAAACAUCAACUGAUUUCAUCUUAUUAGGAUUCUUCCCACCAUCAAGAAUUGGCCUUUUCCUCUUCAUCCUCAUUGUUUUCAUUUUCCUAAUGGCUCUAAUUGGAAACCUAUCCAUGAUUCUUCUCAUCUUCUUGGACACCCAUCUCCACACACCCAUGUAUUUCCUACUUAGUCAGCUCUCCCUCAUUGACCUAAAUUACAUCUCCACCAUUGUUCCUAAGAUGGCAUCUGAUUUUCUGUCUGGUAACAAGUCUAUCUCCUUCACUGGGUGUGGGAUUCAGAGUUUCUUCUUCUCGGCAUUAGGAGGUGCAGAAGCACUACUUUUGGCAUCUAUGGCCUAUGAUCGUUACAUUGCUAUUUGCUUUCCUCUUCACUAUCCCAUCCGCAUGAGCAAAAGAAUGUGUGUGCUGAUGAUAACAGGGUCUUGGAUCAUAGGCUCGAUCAAUGCUUGUGCUCACACUGUAUAUGUACUCCAUAUUCCUUAUUGCCAAUCCAGGGCCAUCAAUCAUUUCUUCUGUGAUGUCCCAGCAAUGGUGACUCUGGCCUGCAUGGACACCUGGGUCUAUGAGGGCACAGUGUUUUUGAGCACCACCAUCUUUCUCGUGUUUCCCUUCAUUGCUAUUUCAUGUUCCUAUGGCCGGGUUCUCCUUGCUGUCUACCACAUGAAAUCUGCAGAAGGGAGGAAGAAAGCCUACCUGACCUGCAGCACCCACCUCACUGUAGUAACUUUCUACUAUGCACCUUUUGUCUACACUUAUCUACGUCCAAGAUCCCUGCGAUCUCCAACAGAGGACAAGGUUCUGGCUGUCUUCUACACCACCCUCACUCCAAUGCUCAACCCCAUCAUCUAUAGCCUGAGGAACAAGGAGGUGAUGGGGGCCCUGACACGAGUGAGUCAGAGAAUCUGCUCUGGGAAAAUGUAGAAACAUUUUCUACCUAAGGUCUCAGGACUCAGAUACACAUCCAUCCAGCAGUGUAUAGUAAUUAAAAUAUUAUUUCAAUCCUAGAGUUCAGGAGCUAAAAGUAAUCAAGGUAAGAGAAAAAAAUCACUGAUUUCUGGACAAAAUUGUUUUACAUAUAUAUGUAUAUAUAACUCCAAACAACCUUUUUUCUUCAUGGCAUUGUUUCCAUAAAUUUUGAAAGCACCUACUUUUACUAAUAUGUUGUCAAUGAGAAUUUUUGUUUUUGGUCAUGCAGAAAUAGAAAUGAAAUUGGUCUAACUGAAGUUGGCACUCAGCAUAACAAUUUCCUUAUGGUCAGUUUAUUUUCCAGUAAUUUUAAAUUUACUUUUUUGUUUAUGUCUAAAACAAAACAAAAAAUAAGUCUCUUGACUUGGUGUAUCUAGUUGAAAGCUGUAAGAUGUUUUGUCUUUCUUAUCUUAGACACUUAACGUACCAAUUACUCAUUCUUUCAAUUUAGGGAACUCAUUACACAGUUUAGCAGAGAGCUCAUCAGGGAUUCUUAAGUCCUGAUACCACUCUGGAUGGCCUAUGACAAGAUUAUGUUCUUUAUAGGGGAAUGAAUCCCAGGAAAUGAUUUAACAUUAGGUAUAUUUUAGAUCAACAAAAGGACUGGAACAUGCCAGCAGUAAUAAAAAUGAUUACAUUUAGGUCUUUAACCUGUUUUGAGUUGAUUUGGAUAUAGUGUAAUGACUGGGAGUUUAUUUUCAUUUUUCUGCUUAAAAAUAUCCAGUUUUGCCAGCACCUUAUAUUGAAGACACUGUCUUUUUCCCAAUGAACAGUCUUGGGUCUGUUGUCAAAAAUCAGUUGCACAGAAAGGUUUUGCUUGUUCUCACUCCUAUGCGAGAGCUAGAAUUUUUAAAAACUGAACUAGUGGAAAUAGAGAAGAGACUGAUGGUCACCAGAGGGUGGGAAGGGUACAGGGGAGGGACGAUAAAGUGGGGAUGGCUAAUAGUUGCAAAAAUAUAAUUAGAUAGAAUGAAUAAGAGUAUUUGAUAGCACAAUAGAGUAACUAUAGUAAACAAUAAUUUAUUGUAGAAUUUAUUGUAUGUAUUAAAGAAUAACUGAAAGAGUGGAAUUGGAAUGUUCCCAACACAAAGAAAUAACCAUAUUUGAGGUGAUGGUUACCCCGAUUAACCCGAUUUGAUCAUUAUGCAUUGUAUGCCUUUAUCAAAGCAUCACAUACACUCCGCAAUUAUAUAUUACUAUUAUGUAUCCAUAGUAAUUAAAAUAAAAGAACCAGUUCACUGUAGAUAUAUGGAUUUAUUUCUGGGUUCUCUGUUCUGUUUCACUGUUCUAUGUGUCUGUUUUUAUGCCAGUACCAUUCUGUUUUGGUUAUUCCAUGUUUGUAGUAUAGUUUGAAGUUUGGUACUCAUGCCUCCAGUUUUUUCUUUUUAUUCUACAGUGCUUUGACUAUUUGGGUUCUUUAAUAGUUCCAUACAAAUCUUAAAUAAUGGUUUUUACUAUUUAUGUGCAGAAUGUCAUUGGUAUUUUGAUAGACAUUGCAUUGAAUCUGUAGUUUGGUUAUUUAAAUAAUAUUAAUUCUUCCAAUCCAUGAGCAUUGGAUUUCUUUCCAUUCAUUUGUAUUCCUCUUCAUUUUCUUUCACCAGUGAUUUGUACAAAUACAUUCUAGUGUUCUCUUCCAUGACUACCGUUAACGGUAAAGUAUUACAUAGUGCAAUGCUCUUUAAAUGUCAUUUCUAUUUCUAAGCCUGUGGAUAUUUGUUUUACCAUAUUGUAGCAGUUAAAAC